Sporothrix schenckii 1099-18 is the source of this 1410-nucleotide messenger RNA. Its product is annotated as aldehyde dehydrogenase (NAD(P)+). Gene Ontology annotation, molecular function: oxidoreductase activity, acting on the aldehyde or oxo group of donors, NAD or NADP as acceptor. The record is from RefSeq and is a predicted model, not a curated record. NCBI's taxonomy places the organism in Eukaryota, Fungi, Ascomycota, Sordariomycetes, Ophiostomatales, Ophiostomataceae. The transcript has a single exon. Bases 1 to 1410 code for a protein of 469 amino acids.
AUGUCCAGCACUGAACAGGAGAUCUGCUCUGUGUAUGCGGCCUCCACCCAGGACGUCGACACAGCCGUCAAGGCCGCCCGCGCCGCCUUUCGGAACCCGUCGUGGAAGCGCCUGUCAGGUACCGAGCGCGCGGCUAUGAUGUACCGUCUGGCCGACCUUGUGGGCCAAAAUGCGGAGCUGCUGGCAACUAUCGAGGCGCUCGACAACGGCAAGCCGUAUACGGUAGCCUUGAACGAGAACGUGCCCGAGCUGGAGAAUGUGCUGCGGUACUACGCGGGCUAUGCCGAUAAGAACUUUGGGCAGGUUGUUGAUGUUGGGCCCAGCAAGAUGGCCUACACAGUCAAGGAGCCCCUGGGUGUUUGCGGGCAGAUUAUCCCUUGGAACUUCCCGCUCGACAUGGCAGCCUGGAAGCUUGGUCCGGCACUGUGCUGCGGCAACACUGUGGUACUGAAGCUGGCCGAGCAGACCCCGCUCUCCAUGCUCUACGUGGCGCAGCUGGUUCGAGAAGCUGGUUUCCCGCCCGGCGUGGUCAAUGUUAUCAACGGUCACGGCCGCGAGGCGGGCGCGGCGCUCGCCUCGCACGAGGGUGUCGACAAGAUUGCGUUUACGGGCAGCACGGCCACGGGCCGCGAGGUGAUGAAGCUGGCCGCCGGCACGCUCAAGAACAUCACGCUCGAAACGGGUGGCAAGUCGCCGCUGCUCGUGUUCGAGGAUGCGGAUCUCGAGCUGGCGGCAAAGUGGGCACACAUUGGCAUCAUGGGCAACCAGGGCCAAGUGUGCACGUCGACGUCGCGUAUUUUGGUGCAUGAGGCCGUGUACGACCAAUUUGUCACGCUCUUUAACCGCGCCGUUGAGCACGUGUCUGUCGUGGGCGACCCCUUUGAUCCCAACACGUUCCAAGGCCCGCAGGUAACGCGCGCACAAUACGAGCGAGUGCUCAGCUAUAUUCAGGCGGGCCGUGACGAGGGCGCCACGGUGGCAAUGGGCGGCGUGCCCGUGGCCGGGCCGCUGUCGGAAGCAACAGAGAACGGCGCGCCAAGCAAGGGCUUUUUCGUGGCGCCAACGGUGUUUACAAAUGUGAAGCCGACCAUGAAGAUUUACCGCGAGGAAAUCUUUGGUCCGUGCGUGGCGAUCGCCGCCUUCAAGACAGAGGGCGAGGCGGUCGACAUGGCCAACGAUACGACAUACGGGCUCGGUGCAGCGCUCUUUACGCGCAAUUUGGUACGGGCACACCGUGUGGCGCGGGAGAUUGAGGCCGGCAUGGUGUGGAUCAACAGCUCCAACGAUUCCGACUUUCGCGUACCGUUUGGCGGAGUCAAGCAGUCGGGCAUCGGCCGCGAACUCGGCGAGGCCGGGCUGGCGGCAUACAGCAACAUCAAGAGCAUCCACCUCAACAUGGAGGCUACAUAG